AUCUAACUUGAUGACCAGUCAAUAUAUUCCCAUUAAAUGCAUUUGUCAACAACACAAAAAUGCCUCCUAACGGCUGAUACAAUCAUCUACCACAUGAACGAAGAAACGACCAAAGUAGGCUUGUAAAGGAUGAUGUUAUAUGAUAUCAUAGUGAGUUCCAAAUGUUGUUGCUGCUGCUGCUGCUGGUUGUUGCUCUUAUUAAAUGGUCCCAAAGAGAUGAAACACCAUUUAUUUUCUCAUUAAUGCUUGCACGCAAAGUAUAUCUCAUCAAUACAUCAAAAUUCCUCUAACAAAAUAAAGUUCACAAGCACAGUAACAACUUCAAAACCCUUUAACACCUAACAAUCUCCGUUGCACGUACAAGCUGACCGGAACAGACACCAGUAACUGAAAUUAUAAAUAAGGCACCUGAAAACAUUUCAUGUUGAAGUUCCUGCAGCAAAGGGAAAAUCUCUGCUAUAUUAUGAAUUUAAAAGGCAUUUAGAAUAUAGCAUAUAUCAUCUCAACCAUGUAUCACUAUUUCUUCAUUAUCACUCAUGACAAGUUGAGAUAAGGCUUGGUUUGCAUUUCAUCAUAUAUAUAUAUAUAGAUCAAUGCAUGAAAGUAGGGUAAUCUGUACUAAUUAACACAAUAUAAAUAAAAUUAGACACAGUAAUGAAGAUUCAUAUUUUCUUUAGGAGGAAGGCAAGUGCAAAUUUGUAUUCCAAUGAAGAAAUCCAUAUUAUAACAUAAUCACAUAUAAGAGCGUGAGAUAGUUUAGCUUAUACAACUCAUAAAAUUUAUUUCUAUUAUAUAUGGGCAGUAGCAUCAUUUCAUUCAUGUAUAAAGAGUGUGAGUAUCUACAAUAUCAUCAUCACUUUUUUUUUUUUUUUGGCCAUCACAAUAUCAUCAUAGUCAGACACAAAAUUAGUUCAACAAAAAUGCCAUCUUUUAUUCCUUCUUGUAAGUGUGCCACUACAUUUAAUUAAGUUCUCAAUAUUAGCACUAACUCUUUUGUUUUUAAUGCCAAAAUAACAGUAUUUAAGUUUAUAUUAAUAUUUGAUUUAUGAGAAACUGCAAGAAAAUAUAUCUAGCUUC
Molecule: messenger RNA, 1077 nt
Organism: Rubroshorea leprosula
Lineage: Eukaryota; Viridiplantae; Streptophyta; Magnoliopsida; Malvales; Dipterocarpaceae
Source: the annotation of a GenBank genome assembly